Molecule: messenger RNA, 993 nt
Organism: Acaulospora morrowiae
Lineage: Eukaryota; Fungi; Glomeromycota; Glomeromycetes; Diversisporales; Acaulosporaceae
Source: the annotation of a GenBank genome assembly
AUGGGUUCUUCGAGCUCAAAAUCCGGAAGAAAGAAGAGUUUCACAGACGAAGACCUGUUGUCAACCAUCGAUGACGGCAGCAUUGGUGAACAAUUUCGGUAUAUUCAAGGUCGGAGAUUCCAUAAUGUGUUGAGUGCUGUUUAUGAUUUGCCAAAUGACGAUGAAGAAGCCGAUCGCUUGCAUUUAGAACAUUUUUUGAUCAAAGCAGUGUGGCAAUCGAACUUUUCUUCCCCCAUAAUCCGACAAUUAGAGUCUAAUUCUGAUGAUAACAUUGUUUCUCUAACGAUAAUAGAAUGGGAUCUCUGUACUGGACGCAGGGAAUAUUAUGAAAGAUGUGGAUCAGGCUCAUGGUCAUUAGAAAUGUCUGCCGAUUAUCCAAAUUCAAAAUUUGUGGGUUUAGAUAUUUCCCCUAUCUUUCCAACCAGGAUUAAACCAAAUAAUUUGACCUUUCAGAAAUCGAACAUCCUCGAAGGUAUUAAUUACAGAGACGGAGAAUUUGAUUUUGUGCACAUGAGAUUUAUGAUGCCUGCCUUCACACAAGCCCAAUGGGAGGAAAUUGUAAUCCGAGAGAUCGUCCGUGUGUUGGCGGUUGGUGGAUAUCUUGAACUUUGUGAAUAUGAAUUGUGCCAAAAUUGCGGCCCGGUAUUCGAAAAAUUGUUAAGCUCGCGUCGGGAAAUGUUACGCAAAAUGGGAAUAAACCCUGAUAUUUCACAAAUUCUUGGAAAAUUUGUGGAUGCUACAAGUCAAUUCGAGCAGAUUCAUCAUGAUGAAAGAAUAAUCCCAGUGGGAAAAACAUGGGCGGGGAAAAUUGGAGAAGUGGGAAAGGAAGACAUACAUACGAGAAUGUUAGCAAUAAAACCAGUAUUGUUUCCAUUCAUGGGAAUAACAUCGGAAGAAUAUGAUGAGAUGAUGAGAAAAAGCAUCCUGGAAUUUGACGAAUACAAAACAUUCUUUGUCACUUGCAGGUGGUAUGCUAAGAAGGUGCAUUCGUAG